Molecule: messenger RNA, 642 nt
Organism: Micromonas pusilla CCMP1545
Lineage: Eukaryota; Viridiplantae; Chlorophyta; Mamiellophyceae; Mamiellales; Mamiellaceae
Exons: 1
Coding region: 1-642 (213 amino acids)
Source: RefSeq, a predicted model, not a curated record
AUGGCGCGGACGUGCGCGCGAUGCGGGCGCGUCCAGGCGUCGACGGAGGACGAGACGGAGACGCGAUGCGAGGCGUGCGACGCCGCGGUCGUCGCGGACGAUGAACCCGCGGCGUCGCGCGACGCGAGCGCGAGCGCGAGCGCGAGCGCGAGCGACGACGGCGAAACGACGACGACGCGGACGUGGAACGCGUUCGCCGGGGACGCGAUGUGCGCGGUCGCGAGCGCGUCCUUCCGCGGCCUCGUCGUCGUCGCCGGCGCCGCCGCGGGCGCGGUCGCCGCCGCGAUCGCCGCGCGCGCGACGCGGCGAAGCGUGCUCGCGAGCGUCGGCGUCGGCGCCGUCACCGGCGCGGCGACCGCGUUCGACUGGGCGACGUUCGUCGGUCGCGCGACGCCGCUCGAGCUUCGCAUCGCGUAUCGCGCGCUUCGCGUGUCCGCGUCUCGCGCGGGUUCGUUUUCGUCGAGGUACCCGAGGGAUCGCACCGCGGACGUCCUCGCGCGCGCGCUCGAGAGCGUCCGCGCGAACGGCAUCGAGCGCUCGCUCGCGAACGGCGACGUGGAGCGCGCGGUGCGCGAGAUCAUCUCGCACUUCUUCAGGCGCGUUCUAUACACUGGUCCCCAUACGACCGCGUUGGCGUGGUGA